AUGGGGUGUAUUAAUGUGAAUGCAAGGAGUUCCUCGGAACGGGGGCUCGGGGCAGCAACAGGAUUGUGUUUAAGGGCUAUGGGGCGGAACCUCGGGAAGGGGCGCUUGUCUCACCCGAAACGCUUUAAAGGGGACACUUCACCCCCUGCGACAUGGAAGUGUAAGUUGAUAAAGGAUGCCAAUGCAGCCAUGCUCAGCAACUUUGAGGUGUUCAAGCUCCUGACUGACCUCAAGGAGCAGAGGAAGGACAGCAUGAAGAACAAACAUAGUGCCGGCCAGCAGAACCUCAACACCAUCAUGUACGAGACGCUGAAAUACCUCUCCAAGACCCCCUGCAGUCGGCAGAGUCCGGAGACGGUCAGGGAGUUCCUUACUACCAUGAUGCCCCACAAACUCACAAAAGCGGAGAAACUCCAGCUGUUGAACCACAGACCUCUGACAGCAGUGGAGAUCCAACUGAUGGUGGAGGAGAGUGAAGAGCGGCUGUCAGAGGAACAGAUCGAGGAGCUGAUCCAGACGGUCACGAGCGCCCUCCCCGGGGACCCGGAACAAGAGGGCGCAGCCUCGGCGGAGGCAGACGUGGACCAGGGACUCUGACCAGCUCACCUCCUGGAGGGACACGUUCUACACUCUCAUUGGGUUCAUUUGUGUCUACUUUCCAUUAGCGUAAAAUGCACAAAAGCAGACGUCAAAAGAAUGGAAGAUUUUUUUUUCUCCUCCUAAGGUUGCUAAAGCUUGAAGUGAGUUUAUAUUAAUGAAUGUUUGUAUAUAAUUUCUGGAUAAUAAAAACUGUUAGCAAA
Gadus macrocephalus (Pacific cod) is the source of this 800-nucleotide messenger RNA. RefSeq names its product calcitonin gene-related peptide-receptor component protein (gene crcp). The record is from RefSeq and is a predicted model, not a curated record. Gene Ontology annotation, biological process: transcription initiation at RNA polymerase III promoter. The transcript has 6 exons. The coding region runs from base 1 to 597 and encodes 198 amino acids. Lineage: Eukaryota; Metazoa; Chordata; Actinopteri; Gadiformes; Gadidae. Gene Ontology annotation, cellular component: RNA polymerase III complex. Gene Ontology annotation, molecular function: nucleotide binding.